Molecule: messenger RNA, 474 nt
Organism: Theileria equi strain WA
Lineage: Eukaryota; Apicomplexa; Aconoidasida; Piroplasmida; Theileriidae
Product: signal peptide containing protein
Exons: 1
Coding region: 1-474 (157 amino acids)
Source: RefSeq, a predicted model, not a curated record
AUGAAAGUACCAUUUAUAUGGUACUUUAUUACAAUUUUUGGCAUUUCCGACUGUCAUGGCUUUCAGCCGAGUGCCAGAGGGACUUCUGAUCAGCCCUCAGCUACUUUGGAUCUUUCAAAGAAGAACAACUCAGUAGGUACAUAUCAUAGCAAAGUUCUUGAUAAUAAGACCAUCCAGACAUUCCUUCUCUAUAGCGUCACUGCGACCAAAGUUGUAGAAGGUGACGAUACCAUUUGGGAGGCCGAAGGAGAAGAGAGAUGCCUGUACGCACAAAUAACAGUUGAAGGCGGUCUAGAGACUCUGGUGCUCAAGAUAAAAACUGAUAGGGAGGCAGAAGUAAAAUUCAGGAGGGAAGAUGGUCAGUGGACAAACACUUCCGGAACAGCUGAAUGUCCAGUGGAAGAAGGUCCCAGUCAAAACCAAGACUAUGUAGACCAUAAUACUCUAGAAGAAGCGAACAAUGACUCGUGUUAG